Messenger RNA from Candidozyma haemuli, 1815 nucleotides. RefSeq names its product nitrogen permease regulating protein (gene NPR2). The record is from RefSeq and is a predicted model, not a curated record. NCBI's taxonomy places the organism in Eukaryota, Fungi, Ascomycota, Pichiomycetes, Serinales, Metschnikowiaceae. The transcript has 2 exons. The coding region runs from base 1 to 1815 and encodes 604 amino acids. Gene Ontology annotation, cellular component: vacuolar membrane; GATOR1 complex. Gene Ontology annotation, molecular function: GTPase activator activity. Gene Ontology annotation, biological process: negative regulation of TORC1 signaling; positive regulation of autophagy.
AUGGACAGCGACGGCUUCGUGCCGAUAUUGGCCAUCUUCUAUGCUGUCUUCCAUCCUACCGAGGGUACGAAGAUUGUUCACCAGGUUCCAGAGAGGGCUAUAGCCCUGGCUGGUGAUACUUCUGGGACGUCUUUGUUUAACUUCGAUACGGUCAAGAACUAUAUCAUUCCCAAACCACAGCUAUGCAAUAAGCUUAUAUCGUUUAAGAUUGAAAACCUUCGUGUUUUGGGAUACCCGGUUAACAUUGAGGGCAGCAGAUACUCGAGAAACUCGUUCAACUUCAACUUCUGUUUCGUGUUUCCAUAUAACUCAGAUACUACGCCGUAUGAACUGGCGAUCCAGCGAAUGGGCCGUAUGUUUAGGGCAUUGGAGGAACAGUCUUUCUUGUUGAGUAAGUUGGAUAAGAAUAUGAUGUUCUUUAGUGAUAAGGCUGCUCCAAAGACAGAGAAGAGGGCUCAGUUUACCCCAGGUCAAGGCAAAGUCAGGAAGUUCACGCUUCUGUCGAUUGAGUCGCUUAUACAUCAGAUCUACCAGGACCUUAAUAACUACUCGGAAUGCUGUAUUCCUAUUGAUACUUCCAAUAGUGUGGAUAUCAAGCUUUUCCCUGUGCUUCCACCUCCUGUGAAUAUCAAGGCUUUCCAGGUCCCGCUCAUGACAGUCAGGCUACAUUCGUUAAUUGAUGUCAAUUGGGAUCCCACCAUGGUCAAGAUAUUGCCUUUUAUCAAUGGACUCAAUUCAGUGAAGCGCAUUUCAGAAAAGGCCGAUGCUGACUACCUUCUAACGAAACAGUGUAUCCAGCACUUGAUGCAUUACAGAUGUCUCACUAUAGUGGACAUUUUCCAGUUCAAUAAUAUUUAUGCUCCAACGAAUAGCAUUGGCAAUUUCCUUACUGCUCACGGUAUGGCUGAGGAGUGCCAGGCAUAUGUUAUCAAAGCGCCAGCCUCGGAUGAUCUGGCGGUAGCUACUCCGCUGAUAUCAGCAACACCUGCCACUCCAGCAACGCCAAGCACUCCCAAAUACUCAGAAGGCGAUCAAUUGGGCACUUCCAGUCGCAUGGAGCCUCUGAGCUCCCAGCCAGCUUCGGCUUCUCCAAACACAUACUUCAGAGGCCCUAAAGGCAGACUACAACAAAAGCUGACACAACCAAUCUAUGUGCCAUCAAAAGCUACUUUAUUUUAUCUUUACAGACUGUUAAACCAAGGUCAGACAAUCAAGGAAUGGUACAUUCAGCAUCAAAAGGCACUUCAGAGCAUUGACAUCCGCAGAUUUAUCAACUUCGGUGUUGUACGGGGCAUAAUCUACCGUCUGCAUCUGUACACGAUUCUACAUUCGGUGACAAAGUUUUUCGAAAACGAACGCUCCAACCAAGACCCACUCGACGAGUUGGUGAGAAGUCAUGAGAUCAAGCUCAGAAGGGCAGAGAAGAAUAGAGCCAUGUCUCACGCAAGUUCAAGAGAUCAAGAGCUGGGACUCCUCAGGAAUUCUGUUAACGAAAGUAAUCUCAAAACAGGGAGAAAGAGCCGGACAGUCAGUUUUCAUUACCAUAUUGAACGUUUCAGCCAUAGCGACGAUACGCUUUCCACAGACCUGGAAGUUUUGAAAGCGAUUCUGAUCCAUCGUCGUUCCGGAACCACCGAAUCGGGCUCAUCUGAUGAAGAAGACGCUGAUGAUGAUAAAGAAGAGCUCAUGAAGCUCAUAAAGCUUGUCAAGGGCGUCCAACAUAUGGAUUCCAUUUGCACGGAACUACAAAAGCCCAGGAGUGAAAUUGAGAAGCUUCUAGAUAACCUUGGAGCACAUUUUGCGAUCAACUCCUAG